Messenger RNA from Aquila chrysaetos chrysaetos, 10694 nucleotides. It is a transcript of the gene AHCTF1, whose product is annotated as AT-hook containing transcription factor 1. The transcript has 36 exons. The record is from RefSeq and is a predicted model, not a curated record. Lineage: Eukaryota; Metazoa; Chordata; Aves; Accipitriformes; Accipitridae. Bases 411 to 7232 code for a protein of 2273 amino acids.
GUGAAAUGUGAACUGUCUGUGGAGGACCGAUAGAGGUGUGGAAACUGAAAGGCCUCGAAGUUUUUGUAAAAUACCGCAGAGAUGUGAUAAGGACUGGCAAUAGGAAGGAAAGGACUGGAAUAAGGAAUAUGGGGAUUUAAGUGUAGAAAAGAAUCUGUGUUUUAAGGUGCUGUGUUAUGUUCAGGUGAUAAGUGUAUGGAAAACUACUUUCCAACUGAUGAGCUAUGAAAGUGUGUAUUGCUUGUCAUGUGGAAACAUCAACAGUACGUUUUCUGGAAGAGUUUGAGAGUGAAGGUAGUUAAGAAGUUAGUAUUCCUUAAAGUUCAAAAUAAACAGACAAAAAGUGAACGAGACACAAAUGAUGCCUGAAAUCUACUAGAAGACAAUUGGCAAUAAAUAACGAGUGAAGAAUGCAACACCUAUUGGCUCAGGUAACGAGCAGUCUGCUGCAGUUUCCAGAGGUGACUACUCAGGCACUUGGGGAAGGUGAGAUAACCCCAGGUUCUGUGCUGAGCGGGAAGUUUUCUGGAGGGAGAAAUGGCUUGGCAUGGUUGGCGUGCGGUCCUCAACUGGAGGUAGUGAACUCCGUGACGGGAGAGCGGCGCUCUGCUUACCGUUUCCGUGGGGUAAAUAAACAGCCUCCCACCAUUCGCGUGGUAAAGGAUUUUUCCUGGCAGAAGAGAACGGGACUGCUGGUUGGGUUGGAAGAAGCAGAGGGAAGUGUUCUCUGUCUGUACGACCUUGGAAUAUCGAGAGUGGUUAAAGCAGUUGUUCUCCCAGGAAGGGUAACUGCUAUAGAACCCAUAACUAAUCACGGAGGAGCCAGCGUGAGCACUCAGCACCUACAUCAGAGUCUGCGAUGGCUCUUUGGAGUGGCAGCAGUGGCUACAGAUGUUGGUCAUCUACUUCUGGUGGACCUUUGUUUGGAUGAUUUAUCUUGCAGUCAGAAUGAAAUAGAAGCAUCGGAUCUAGAAGUUGUCACUAGAAUUCCUGCUGAAGUUCCACAAAGAAGAGAAACUGUGACCAGAGAAGGGAGGCAUCUCUGCUUUCAACUACAAAAUCCUUCAGGAACAGCAAUAUCAACCCUGUGCUACAUAAGCAGAAGCAAUCAGCUCGUUGUGGGUUUUUCAGAUGGCUGCCUGUCACUGUGGAAUAUGAAAACUUUGAAGAGGGAGCACCACUCUCAGCUUGAAGGGGGAAGGAUUCCUGUCUAUGCUGUUACUUUUCAAGAGCCUGAGAAUGAUCCUCGCAAUUGUUGCUACUUGUGGGCUGUUCAGUCUACACAAGAAAGUGAAGGUGACGUUGUGAGUUUACAUCUGUUGCAGUUAACAUUUGGUGACAGAAAAUGCUUGGCCCCAGGACAAGUCAUGUAUGAGGGUCUGGAAUAUUGUGAUGAAAGGUACAGUUUGGAUCUUACGGGUGGAGUCUUUCCCUUGAGAGGGCAGACCAGCAAUACCAAACUACUGAGCUGUCAGACCAUAGAAAAAUUUCGCAACCAUGUUGACAGAGAGGAUAGCAUUAAUGAAGUAAUAUCACCUGACACCAGUGUAUCAGUCUUCAGCUGGCAAGUGAAUACAUAUGGUCAGGGAAAACCAUCUGCUUAUUUGGGUGUAUUUGACAUUAAUGGCUGGUAUCAUGCUCAAAUGCCUGAUUCACUAAGGCCAGAAGAAUUCCUUCAUGAUUGCCCCUAUUUUGCAUUGUGGUCACUGGAGACUGUAAUAAGCGUGACUUCUCCAAACCCCAUUUUGGAUAUUCUGGUACACGAGCGGAGUCUAAGUCGGGGAGUUCCUCCUUCUUAUCCACCACCUGAGCAGUUUUUUAACCCAAGCUCCUACAGUUUUGAUGGUACGUGCUUGCUGAACUCCGGAGUUGUUCAUAUGACUUGCACCAGCUUCCAGAAGGAGACCUUGAAUUUUUUAAAGAAAUCUGGUCCUUCUAUAAGUGAAGCCAUUCAUGAUAGCUACAACAGGUGUCUUGUAGCUGGCUUGCUGUCUCCAAGACUAGUUGAUGUCCAGCCAUCCAGUUUGAGUCAGGAGGAGCAGUUACAAGCGGUAUUGUCAGCUGCUGUCCAGACAGGUUCUGUAGAACUUCUGACUGGAUGCAUUAAACAUUGGGCAUCUGAAGCGCAGCCAAGUUCUGCUGCUAAUUUACGGUUUGUUCUUGAGUGGACAUGGAACAAAGUGAUCUAUGCAAAAGAUGAGUUUGACCAAAUAUGUGUUCCGCUCUUUGAUGGCUCUCGCAACUUUGUUGACCCGCAGACGUUACAGUCUCUUCAGCACUGCCAGUUGCUUUUGAGCAACCUUAGCACGGUCUUAACCUGUUUUCUAACAGAAGCACAAGAGCUUACUGAGAAAGGUUUUACAGACUUGACAAACAAGCAGGUGGUAACUGGCCUCCUUUCUUUGUAUGCACAAGUGGUCAUCUGGUUCUGUCGAUCCAGCCUCCUUCCAGAGGGUUUAGAUGAUGAUAUGCAUUUGGGUAGACCUUUCUACAAUUACCCUCUGAUUCAGAGCUACUACACUGGUCAUCGACAGAAACUUGAGCGUUUAUCAAGAGGAAAAUGGGAUUCUGACUGCUUGAUGAUUGAUGGAAUGGUUUCCCAGUUAGGAGACCAAGUUGAGAAGUUGUGGCGGAGAGAUGAAGGAGGAACUGGGAAAUACCCACCUGCUAGUUUACACGCACUGCUGGAUCUCUAUUUGCUAGAAAGCAUUGAAGAAAGCUACAAACAUGCAAUUACAAUUUACUUGCUGCUAGAUAUCAUGCAUUCCUUUCCAAAUAAAACAGAAACUUCCCUCGACUCCUUCCCAACUGCCUUUGCUAUCCCUUGGGGACUUGUUAAGCUUAUUCAAGGUUUUUGGCUUCUAGAUCACAAUGAUUACGAAAAUUCACUGGCCCUGCUCUUUCAUCCAGCUACAAUCAAAACUGUGUCAUGGCAGCACAUGAGAAUUAUUCAAUCCCUGAUGUGCCAAGGAGAGCAUAGGCGAGCCCUCAGAUACAUACAGAUGAUGAAGCCGUCAAUGUCAAGCAGCAGUGAAGUGCGGCUUUUCCUCACUGUGUUGUUGUCCAAUAGGUGCGUGGUGGAGGCUUGGGGUCUGUUGCAUCAACAUGCCACCAGGUUAAACAUCAAAGAGCUGUUAAAACACAUGUAUAAAAUCUGUCAGGAGAUGGGACUAAUGGAAGACUUACUGAAGCUACCUUUCACAGGCACUGAACAAGAGUGUUUGGAGAAGAUUUUACAGAGCGAUGCUGCUGUUCGGAAACCUAGAUUUCCUUUAGACCACCAUGUGCAGCGUGCCAACUAUAUCCCAGCGCUGCAGUUGAAUCAUUCAAUGAACGUUAAUCUUAUGAAUGAUCGUGAGCCUCGCUUGAGAGAGCGAGCAGUUGCCAGAAAUUCUACAUUGGACCAAUAUGGCAAGAUCCUUCCUAGAGUUCAAAGGAAGCUGGCUGUAGAGAGAGCCAAGCCUUACCACUUGCCUUCAUCGGUCUCAAGAGAAGUCGCAAGACCAAAGCCAUUAUCAACAGUAACAAAACAAGCAAAUGCAGGAAAUGUGCAUACAAGAGCAACGUUCAUCAGUAAUGUAUUGGCAAAAAUUAGAGAAGCAGGGGUAGGAAAUGAGCAGAAAACCAGUUGCUCACGCCGUGAUAGGCCUAGAGCUACAGAACCACCAGUCAUAACACGUCCUCUACCUCAUGCAGAGUUGCCCGAUGCAUUUGUUGAGACACCUAUUACAAAAUUUUCACGAACCUAUUCCAGAUUGCUGGAUUUGGUGGUUCAUCCUGUUCCUUCACGUUCUGCAGCACAGGGUGGUAGCUGGCAGUCACCAUGCAGCGCUUCUACUUCAUUCAUGGCAUCCAGCCCAUUGACAUCAAAUAUGCUUGGUUCCAUCUCACAGAAGAAUUUUUCAAGAGCAUCAGAGCUGAAUUUACUGGAGACGCCUCUUGUGGUUAAGAGAGCUAAAGUUUUGGCCACAGCUGCUUCUGGUUUUCCUGCGUUUACUCCUCAGUCUAUUCUCAAAUCCAGCCUUCGCACUACACCCCUAGCAACUCCCUCUGCAUCUCCAGGACAAUCAGUUACUCCUCCUCUACGAGCAAAGAAGCCUAGAGUAUCUUUCAGGGAAGAGAACUCGAAUGCAAAAUGGACUGUUGGGGUAACGGAAGAUAAUAAAGCACCCUCUGGAGUUUCAUCUGAGCAUCAUCACGGAGUGGUGGAGGAUGCUUGGUCUGAAAGUAGAGAUAAACCAAGUCUGUUUCCUCUGAGCAAUCCCGAGGAUGCUGGUGCUGAAGUGGAAGAGUCUGGAGAUGGUUUGGAUAAAGUGGAUGUCAGCAAAGAAAACAGUAACUUCUCUGCCAGGUCAGACCAAACUGCUUUGGAGUAUCAUGAUGCAAAAUCACCCGGCGAUUUUGAAGAUGAUGUCAUCUUUAUAGCUGCUAAUCCAGCUAAUUCUUCCACUGACGAAACUGCCGAUUUUGAAGAACUGGAGAAGGAGGAAGGCAGCGAAAUGGUUGAAGAGAAACCCUUCCCGAUGGAACAACCAGAUUCAUCAGAACUAAGAAAAGCAGCUGGAUUUGUGGAAGAAUCAAACGCUGAACGUCUUACCCUUCCUGAGGAUGGUAAAUUGUUGUUUAAAGCUGCUGAGGCUGCUACUUCUGGGACUGCAAGUGAAGGUGAAGCAAACCAGCAGGAGUCCAAAAUGUCCUCUUCAUCAGAAGAAAAAGCCAUACCAGUUGCAACAAACCCACAGCUUUCUGAAUCCCCGCAGGCAGAGGGUGAAUCUGUGAUACGUAUCCUUGACAGCGAGGAUGUGGUCAGUACUCAUUCAGAAAAUUGCCUUGAGGGGAGGUGUGUGGAUUUACGUGAAGAACGUAACCCAGAAGCAGCUGAAGAUGAAGGAAACGUUCCUUUUCCACAGGAAGAAGUAACUGUUUCUAACAAUCUUCCUAAAACUGAGGAAAUUAAUGUUAUUGAAGAUGGUGCGGUUAAGGCACAAACCUCAGAAGAAGCACCUGAAACAUCACCAUAUAGUGAACUGCAUCCCUCAGGCAAUCUUCAGUACAGCUGUGAUACUACAGAGCAACAGUUUGCCUGUCAUUUGCCUGAUAAUAGAGAUGGUGAAUGUGAUGCAGCCGAGGGAGAUGGAGAGCUUUUUCUAUCUCAGAGUAAUUUUACUUUAGUCUUGGAAGGAGAAGAAGGUGAAGCAGAGAUGGGAGACCCUACAUUAGUAGAUGCUUCUAAAGCAGCUGGCAGAACAACAGAGGAAAAACCUGUCAACAGUUUAGGAAAUACUGAAAACCAAGAACAUGUUACCAACUCGGUGUCCACUGUAACUAGUGAUCAGGAAUCUCAAAAUAUUGCAGAGUCGCUCCCAUACGUGCCUGAACCCAUUAAGGUAGCUAUUGCUGAGAACUUACUGGAUGUAAUCAAAGACACAAGAAGCAAAGAAUUUACGUCUGAAGUUGUAGAACAAUCUAUUCAUGAAACCAUAGGUAAAAAGGUAACUGGAUUCCAGAAGGCAAAAGCUCCCUUAAGAACUGUGCCAGAAGGAGUGGAAGACAAAACCAGCGUACGUCAAGUAGAGUACGGCAUCGCUCCUAGAACACGUGCAAGGGGACAACUGAGCAGAAGUCCAAGUACUCCAUCGGCAGGCACUCAGCAGCUACUGAAGACAGGCAAACCAGGUCUGUUUGCACUGUCUCCUAGGAGAAGUACCAGGCGAACAAAAGAAGCACCUGAGACUUCUAGUCUUCAAACAGAAGAAAAUGCUCAAGAGGAGCAAAUGCUUGUGAUGCCUGUUACUCCUAGGAGAGGCAGGAAGCCUAAACCAAGUACUGCAGAAAAAGUAGAAAGCAGUCUUUCUGAUGGACGAACAUUGUCCCUCCGUACACAGUCCAUAGCCGCUACUCCAAGAAGAGGAUUAAGGAGAGCGAAGGAAGCUGCAGCUGAACUCUUGGAAGAGGCUACUGAGGAAACUUCUCUUGCUGAAGGUAGCAUUAUCGCUUCUGCUACUUCCCAAAGGCCUAGAGGAGGGAAAAGUUCAGCAGGAGGUCAAGAAACUGGCCAGACUGACACCGGUCAUAAGAUAAAAACGUCAGUCAGUCCCAGCAGAAGUGCAAGAAAACUGAGAAGCGUUAAUUUACAAUUUAUGGAAAAUACUGUCAAGGAUCAAGAGGUGCAGCCUAGUGCCCAACUCCUUUUCCCGGUGCCAACUAAAAGAGGCAGAAGAAGAAGGAUGAGUUCAUCAGAAGUUUCAGAAAAUUCUGACCUUGAUCUGUCUAAAUCAUCGCUUCCUCAAACAGAAUUCAAACUUCCCGUCACUCCGAGAAGAAGGGCCAGGAAGCGGGCACAAAAUCUCCUGGCAGACACAGAAACUCUCUCUGCUCAGGAAGACAUGCGUGCAGGUGGGAAAGUGGAAAUCCUUGAUACUCCUAAGAGAAGAAUAAGAAGAGUCCCACAUGCUGAACUAGAAAAAACGGAUGCUCCUGAGCAAAGAGCUGCCCAGCCAAACGAGGAAUCAAGCACACCCAGGACUACAGUAAGAACAGGGCGUCGGGGCAGAAAGAGACGAUUAGUAUUGGAGGAGAGCACAGGGGAGGAGGCCUUCCCCCAAGGACCUGGUGGCAGUCCUUUGAUGCUUGAAGAGAGAAACCCAUCAGGACAUGCUGAAACAUCAAGAACUUUAACAGAUCGUAUUACAAGAAACAGAUCCCGUAAAACUUCUAUGCAUCAGAAACUGUCUCUUGAGGAAAAUGAGUCCUUCCUUUUCUCUCCUCCUCUCACAAAGCUGACAAAGAAAUUUAAAGCUGGAAAAGCAGACCAUCCUGUGCAUCUUAAGGAUAUAGACCCGGACUUGUCUUCUCAAUUUGUCUUUUCACCCCCUCUGUUGAGGUCAAGGAGAAAAAAUGAAUCUAGUAUUUCCCAAAUUGUGAAAGAACCAGAGCUUCCAACUAAAGAGGAAGAGGAUACCAAAUCCAUAGAGUCUGUGGGAAAGCAAAAAUUGAAGAGAGGUAGAGCUGCAAAAUCAAAAAUGACAAAAGCAAGCAAAACCACAAGAAAAGAAGGUUCUUGGUCACCUCCACCAGUGGAAAUAAAAUUCAUCUCGCCUUUUGGAAGUCCAGUGGAUGGAACAAAAAGCAAGCAGCAAGAAACCGCAGAUGCGGCAGAGAAGAUGCUACGAAAGAACAAAAAAAGACUGUCUAAUUUUCCAAAGCCAGUUGGGCGCCGGAAGAUGCUGUAACUGUUUUUUAAGUUUAUACUGUACACCACUGUUUGUAAAGUCAUCAAAAUUGUGUGGGUUAGUAAAAAGAAAAAAAAAUCACCUAAUUUGGAAGAGAUAAUUUAUAUAAAUUAUUGUAAAAUUUCAUAAACAAAUGGUCUUCAGUAAGUAACUCCAUAUGGAGUGUGAUUUCUUCAGUCAAUGCAGUUUUCUAUUUUAUAUUAAGACUUCAUACAUUUAUAUAAUAUGUAAAUACAGCUUAUUUUAGGAAUGUUAAAUAAAAAUGUAUACUUCACAAUAUGCUUACUGUCUGAUAGCUUUUUGAGGGAAUAGUGGGUUGAAUGGCCUGUAUUGCUCAGAAAUUUUAAUGUUGGUUUGCAAGAGUUGCAGGUGCUCAAAAGUGAGGCCAAAAGCUUUGCUUAGAAUUCCUAUAACAAGUAAACAUUUAAAACAUACUAGUUUAAAUUUUAUAUAUGAUGUUUGACCUUCUGGCACAAAUAAUUGGGCUCAAUACAAACUGGUAAUUCUUUACAUUCACAGUUAAGUUGUACUGUGUUGAAGUCAGAAUGUAAACAGUUGUAUUUUAAGUGUGCAAUAUUUUUUGUAUUUGUCUUAAACUUUGGGGAAAGCUGCUCUUUAGUUCAUAAAACUAGAUCGCACCUCAGAUGCUUCACUAUUUUUUACAGUUUCUUGUCAGCAAAAAAAUAACUCUAUAGAGGGUGUGAUGCUUACAAUAGCAUAUCAAAUUUAAAGGGAUAUUACCCACAUAGUUUGAAAUUUGAGCCAAAACUAUUUUCAUAAGGUUAAUAGGAAUGCUACUAUAAUUGAAAUAAUUAUUGUCUGUGAACAUAUUUUGCAGUAUUUGAACCCUGCAUAUCACAGCACUGAAAACCUGAUCGUAAAGCUAACAUAAUAGUCUGAAAAAGGUACCAAAAUGUACAGGAAUCUUACAUAUAAACCAUAUUUUUUUAAAAAUUAUUACAUUAAUAAUCUUGGGUUAUGGAGUAAAUGUCCCUAUAAAGCUUCAAUUUGUAAAAAUAAAUUAAAAAACCCUAUUCUUUUAAAAGCAGACAUGGAAGUACUAUUUUGAUGUGCAGUCUUUUAGACAAUGGAUUAUUUUUCUGUAUGUUAAUUUAUAUAUGGUUGCAACUUUUAAGAUUACAGAAUGGUUGAACCUGACAUUAAACUUUUCAGUUAGUAAAAACUACUACAGUUACUCUAAGAAAUAAUUUAUUGCUUAACUGAUACGUUGUGCAUCAUGGUUGAAUGUAUUAGUAACAGACUAAACUUAUAAAAGAGUUUCUUCUGGGGCCAUGAUUUUUCGAACUCAAAACAGGUCAUUCUAGAGAAGCAGUCGCAUGCACUUGGAUAUUUUUCUCCUUGAGAGUAUUCAUGUCUGAAUGAAAGCUUAAAAAAAAUGCCAAAUGCUGACAGUGUGAAAGUGGCAGUUUCAGUGAGACCUUUCAGUCAGGUUAGUAAUCAUUUACUCUGAAUAUUUUGUACUUGAACUACAAUAUAAAUAUUGUUUAAAGAGGUGGGGGGGGGAGUUCUAGUAGUAUUUUUUAAAUUCACGUUGUACAGAAAUGCAGUGAAUAGCUCAGAAAAUUGAGUAAAAAAUCAAACUUUCAAAACUGGAAUAGAAAAUGGAUGUCAAAUCUGAAUAUAUGUUUUGUGUAGUGCACAAGAGUAUUUAUAAAAUGUUCCUAUUCCUGAUCAAAUAGAAUUGACUGAUGAAAUACUAGUGAAGAUUGCUUAAUAGGGUUUUAACGUGUUUCUGUCAUUUAAACUUGCAGUGUAUUUUUUAGUGUGACAAUCAAUUAGAACAAAUGAAAACAUGAUAUUAACUAAUUUUAGUAAUAAUUUGUAGUAAUUUUUAGCCUCUUUAUUUUAUAACCAGCUCAGCUGAGUUAUCCUCAUUUGGCAGUGCUUUGGAGGAAAAAAGAAAGCAAUAGUAAUAACAAGAAAAUUGGCAUGAGAUUUAAUAACUUCCUAAAGGUUUGUAAUCAUUUAGUAAUUUUUUACUUUAAGGGAGUUUUAAUCCAAUUAUGUGUAAAAAUGUUUUCCUCCUUUUUUUUCAGUUACUUAGAUUCAAUGCACAGUUCUUGGGGUGCUAACCAGUUUCCCCAGGGAGCAGUUUAAAAAGAAUAGGAGCAUAAGCAUAAUGUGUAAUAAGAAAUGGUAUUUCAGAGAAUUGAAGGACAUAGAAAGAAAGGAAGGCAAAAUAAGGUACUGGGAAUUUUUAUUUAGAGCCUGAGAAAGGGAAAAGUAACUAACAGCGUCAAGAUGGCAACUCAAGGAUGGGUUUAUAAUGAAGUGGAGAAAAUAGAUUUUACUUGGGUGUUUUUUGUGUAGGGCUUGCUGUAAGUAUGUGAAGGAUAGAGGGGAAAAGAUCAUUUCAACAAGGGUGAGGAAGAGCCAGUUCAUGGGCAGUUACUUCUUAACAGGAUGAAUUGGGAAGGAGACUGCCUUUUAAAAGAUUAAAAUGGCAUGGAGGUGAGGGGCGGAGCAGGCUAGGAGUCUUAACAGAGAAUUGCAGGUGUUUGCACAUGUGUUCAUGGUGCCAGAGAAGGGCAUGAGGGGCCCGUGAAAGAAAGAGGUGUGAUGCAUCGUUGUAGUGGAUGCAUGCAGAAGGCUAUAGGGGCACAGAGCAGCAAUUCCCUUGUGAGCAAGAUGAGAAUUGCCCAGGAGCUACUCGGUACAGUUCAUCACUAAAUAGAGCAAUUCUGAAGUUUUUCUGUAAGAAAGUUAAUUGCUUGAGAGGUGUGUGUUUUUCUCCCCCUAAAGAAAAGCUAGAAUUUCUCAAGAGUGUUUUGAUGCAUCUGCUUUGAUCUAAUGUCAGACGGCUAAAAGCUGAAGCUAAAAUGUGCAUCUGUACCUUUGGGGUUGUAACCCCAGAGAAAAUUCCGCUGGAAGGUUGACUGCCUUGGGACAGCAGACUUUCUCCCCUUUCAGAAAGAAUAAACAUAAGUGUAAUGGCAGAUUUAUUUCCAGGAAACACAUAGUAGGAGGUGUUAGUGAAGGGAGAAUGAAUAUUAGUAAGAUUAAGGGCUGUUUUAGAAGGGAAUUUGUCAAGAAAAGAAACGUUGUUUUGCGUUCGAAAUGCGCUUCCCCUGAGUUAACUCAGAGAGUUAUCACAAAUAAGACUUUUUUUUCUUCAAAUGUUUAGAAGGCAGGGCUGAUGAAAGUAUUCAUUCCAGGUUAUAACAUGAGGGAAACUGAAAGCAAAUCUAUUUUACUUUCGAUAGACACUUGGUGCUUAAAGCAUUAUUAACUGAUUCAUGUUGACUUAGUUUAUUUGCCUUAAUAUUUGUAUAUGCCCAGUGUGUAAAUGAAGCCGCAGAUAACUAAUUUAAUCCCCCAUCAGAACUUCCUCUCAUGGAAGACUACUCUCAGGGUUGUCAGCGCAAUACAUUUAUUUGCUGGAAUUCCAUCAGUUCCCAUGUAACUAAUCAGAAAUAGCUUAGGUGUUGAUUUCUGGUGGGG